Microplitis mediator is the source of this 1196-nucleotide messenger RNA. RefSeq lists its product as uncharacterized. NCBI's taxonomy places the organism in Eukaryota, Metazoa, Arthropoda, Insecta, Hymenoptera, Braconidae. The record is from RefSeq and is a predicted model, not a curated record. The transcript is spliced from 3 exons. The coding region runs from base 81 to 1028 and encodes 315 amino acids.
GUCUCGUGUACAGUCCAUACUUAAAACUCACUUUAUACGGAUUUUAGUUUUUUUACUUUAUUAUUGUUCGUUGGUUCAUAAUGUUUCAGUCGAAUUAUCUGCUGGGGUUGCUUUUUUUUAUUUGCGCUGUUCAUGCAACUCCAGUGAUUACCAACUCUGAUGAAAAUUUGAACAGCCAAAAUGAUGACUUGGUAUAUGUAUUUAAUAUAUAUGCCGUUAGAAAUAUGAAGACGCAUGAAGUAGCUAAAAUAAUUAAUCAGAAGCCGAUAGAAAAAGUUUCUACGAAAUUUGAUUCAAUAGGAACAUUUUUGAUUGCUGACCCGGAUGGUGGUGAGCCAUUCACUUUAGAAGAAUUCGGUGAAUUUUUAGAAGACUGGGGCGCAACAGUUGAAAAAUUAAACGACGGUAAAGAAGCAUCUGUAAUAGAAGUUAAAUUCGACCAGUGGGAUGACUAUGACGAGAUAUUAGAUAUCGAGGAACUGAUGAGAGUUCUCCGUGCAGAGGGGAUUGUUAUGAAAAUAACUCAAGAGAAAGACGCAAUUAUUUUUGAAAUUGAAUUUGAUGAGACGAUCAAGGAUCCGGAGGAUCAGCCGUUUACGCUCAAGGAGCUCGCUGAGUUUUUCCGAGACGAAGGAUUAGAUGUCGAGGCAGUCGGGUAUGACGGUGUCAUUAAGACUGUGAGGAUGAAGUUCGACCUUCCCGAGCAGGCGACAGAACAAGAUGAUUACGGAGUGACGGAGAAAACUGAUCGGCAACUAGUUACGCCUAAAGUUGUCGAUGACAAUGACGGAGUUAUGCAGAGAAAAGACCACAAAAUUAAUGUAAUUGACAAUUCAAUGGACAAUGCUAUUGAACGUAAUUUCGAUAAAAAAUUAGAAAGAAAAGACGAGCACUUUGAUGAUAAAUUUAAUGUCAUUAAUUUUAUAACGAGAGCCAGAAAACGGCGGUCGGCUGGUUGCGGCACCGCCGAAUGCCGAGUUGGCAAUUUAAUUAAAGAAAUUGUCAACAAAUAUGAACAUGUCAAUUAAUUGUUUUAAUUGACAUCAUUUGUUAUUAUAUAUAAUAAUAUAUGUUGUUUCAAGUCGGUAAAUUAUUUUUUAAAUAUUUUUCCUAUGUACGUUUUCUUUGAAUUUCAUUUUUAUUUGUAGAUGAAUAUGUAUGUAUAUAAAUAAUAUUAAGAUUUAAUAAUAAUCAAA